UUUGUCAAUCCAGAGAUACGAACCUAACAAAGUAAACUAGCAAGAGUAAAUUCGUAACAAUUGGUGUCAGAAGUGGGAUUGUCAAAUAAUCCAAAUUCAAGAUGGUUAAAUUCGGAGAAUUGAGAAUUCAGCAAUUAAAAAAGGAACUGGAGGAGCGUAAUUUGCCGAUAAGCGGGCAAAAGGCGGAUCUGCAGGCACGAUUACGUGAAGCAAUGGAAGCGGAUGGAAUUAAUGUGGACGAGUUCGAAUUUGUUGGGCCAGAAACUUCUACAAAGGUAGAAGAAAAAGUAGAAGAACAACGAACAUCAUCGAGUGUGGACAUGAACGUGCUGUUAGUGGCUAUACAGAAAAUAGCUGAGAAUACAGAAAAUGCAGUGCAAACAGGAAAUCGUCUGGCACAGCAAAUAGCUGAAAAUGCAGAAAACGCAGUGCAAACAGAAAAUCGUCUGGCACAGCAAAUGACGCAAAUAGCUGAAAAUACAUCACAGUUAGAGUCUCGCCUUACACAACAAAUAACUGAAAAUAAUACGCAGUUAGAAAAGCGUUUGGUACAACAGAUUACAGAAAGUAAUACACAAGUGCAAGAGAAAGUUUCAAAAUUGGAAGACGAAUUAAGCACGUUAAAAAAUGACGAAGAAAACUUGAAAUCAGAAGUUCUUCAUUUGAGUAAUCGGAUGCGAGAACUGCAACUGCAUGGCCCUGCACCAUCAACAAAUAAUCCAAGAUUGAAGGCACCCACAUUCGAUGGAAGUAUUCCAUUUCAAAUUUUCAAACUUCAGUUUGAAAAGACCGCAAUGGCCAAUAACUGGAAUGCAGCGGACAAAGUAGCGUCCUUGUUUGUAUCAUUGAAAGGACCUGCGGCAGAAAUACUUCAGACUAUUCCAGACUGUGAACGGGACAACUAUGAGGCAUUGAUGAGUGCGAUAGAAAGACGAUAUGGUAGUGAGCACCGGAAACAAAUAUACCAGAUCGAACUGCAAAAUAGGGGUCAGAAAAUGAACGAGUCCAUUGCAAGAGUUCGCAACUGAAAUAGAACGACUGGCUCAUUUGGCAAAUGCAGAUGCACCUGUGGAUUACAUUGAAAGGGUAAAAAUUCAAUGUUUCAUAAAUGGAAUUCGUGAUGUGGACACCAAACGCGCCACAUAUGCAUUGCCAAAAAGAACGUUUGCUGAAACGGUUUCGCACGCCCUCACACAGGAAACAGCUUCUCUACUAAGUAAACCAGC
Bactrocera dorsalis (oriental fruit fly) is the source of this 1226-nucleotide messenger RNA. RefSeq lists its product as uncharacterized. NCBI's taxonomy places the organism in Eukaryota, Metazoa, Arthropoda, Insecta, Diptera, Tephritidae. The coding region runs from base 102 to 1028 and encodes 308 amino acids. The transcript is spliced from 2 exons. The record is from RefSeq and is a predicted model, not a curated record.